AUGUAUUCCAGCAACCGUUUCAACUGGACGACUACGAAGCUAUACUCGCCGCACUAUCUUGUCUGGUUGCUGAAACAGCUGACGAGAGUGUCACAAUUUACAGAGAAAUUCUACGCUCACCGAAUUGCAGACAGUGGCAGCAAGCGAUGGAAGCAGAGAUCUCUGCGAAGCCAUAGGACAUGGCGGCUAGUGCAGCUACCGGCUGGCAAGAAACCUAUUGGACGCCACUGGUUGUUCAAGAUAAAACGUAACGCGGACGAGACUGUUAAUCGCUACAAGGCCUGGUUGGUUGCACAAGGUUUCGCGCAACGGCCAGGUGUGGACUACCACGAGACCUUUGUACCUGUCGCACGCCUAGGCACGAUCCGAUGCAAGCUUGCAGUGGCGGCGCAGAUAGAUUACGAAAUACAGCAGUUUGAUGUGGACACCGCGUUUCUCUACGGCCGCAUGGCUGAAGAAGUAUACAUGGGUCAGACAUUUGGCUAUGAAGACGUGUCUAAACCAGGUAUGCUACGUUUGCUGCCGCACGCGUUAUACGGUACCGAACAGGCCGCGCGGGCAUGGUAUGAGGCAUCAUGUAGUCAUUUUAUCAAGCGAGGGUUCGAGUCUCUUAAGGCUGAUCCAUGCGUUUUCUUUAAGACUGCAUCACGUGUUGAAAUUUGCGCCGUGGUUGACUAUGCGGACAAUUUGAUUGAUAUUGUCCUGAAACUAGACGACAUCACAUUGGUGCGCGACGAACUCAAGGAACAGUUUGGCAUCAAGGAGUUUGGUGAGUUGCGCUGUUGA
This is a messenger RNA of Plasmopara halstedii, 786 nucleotides long. Its product is annotated as gag-pol polyprotein. The transcript has a single exon. Bases 1 to 786 code for a protein of 261 amino acids. NCBI's taxonomy places the organism in Eukaryota, Oomycota, Peronosporomycetes, Peronosporales, Peronosporaceae. The record is from RefSeq and is a predicted model, not a curated record.